AUGGCCAGCGCAAGCAAGUACAAAUACAACGACAUCAUCUACGAAGUCAAGGGCAAGAUCGGCAUCAUCAAGUUCAACCGGCCCAAAUCCCUCAAUGCCUUUGGCGGCAGCAUCCUGAUGGACACGGUGUCGGCGCUGCGCGAGCUCAACGACCAUCCCGACACUGUCUUCACCGUCCUCACGGGCGAGGGCAGGUUCUUCUCCUCGGGCGCGGAUGUCAAAGCCGCCGCGGGCAAGCCGAGCGUCGAGUUUCCCAACCCGGCGGCGAAGAAGAUUGAUUUCAUGGCCAGUAUCAGCACCGCCAUCGAGCUCCUCCGCUCCAUGAUCGACCACAAGAAAGUGCUCGUGCUGGCGCUCAACGGGCCCGCCGUCGGCGGCGGCGCGGCCUGGUUCGAAGGCAUCGCCGACAUCGUCCUGGCCGCCGACACGGCAUACCUCCAGGUGCCCUUCAGCGCGCUGGGCCUGGUGCCCGAGUUCGGCUCCGCGACCGCCUUCUACCACUCGAUCGGCGCCCACCGCGCCAACGACUUCCUCAUGUUCGGCCGCAAGCUGACCGCCCAGGAGCUCGAGUCGUGGGGGCUCAUCAACCGCGUCUUCCCCGCCCAGGGCUUCCACCAGACGGUCCUCGAGUUCCUCGAGGAGCAGCUCAGCAUCAACGACGGCAAGUCCAUGAUGGAGACCAAGCGCCUGCAGAACCUUCCCCUGCGGCGGGAGCGGAUGCUCGCCGUGUACGACGCCGCCGAGGCCCUGGCAGAGCGGUUCGUCGAGGACGCCCCCAAGCAGAGGUUCGCGGAGAAGAACAAGCUGUUGCUUGAAAAGUCAAAGUCGCGGUCGAAGCUCUAA
Messenger RNA from Cladophialophora immunda, 843 nucleotides. RefSeq lists its product as uncharacterized. The coding region runs from base 1 to 843 and encodes 280 amino acids. The transcript is spliced from 5 exons. Gene Ontology annotation, cellular component: peroxisomal matrix. The record is from RefSeq and is a predicted model, not a curated record. Gene Ontology annotation, biological process: fatty acid beta-oxidation. Lineage: Eukaryota; Fungi; Ascomycota; Eurotiomycetes; Chaetothyriales; Herpotrichiellaceae.